AAACCACGUGACCCGUGUUUACAUUUUCUCUCAGCUGUUUCUUUCUUCCUUCUCUCCAGCACAGCGUCUCGCCGUUACCACUCUUAUUUUCCCCAACCAAACCACUAAAGUUAGCUCAGACAAGCAGUACUUAGUCUCUGGAAGAGGCUGUCAUCGUGUGAAAGUGGCUUUCCCUCACCGUCGCAUUGCACGGUGCACGGUGCACGGUGCAAGAAGUGAGUAAAUGCGACACGACAUUCUCUCUUGCUGCUCAGACAUGAGCCCCAUCUGAAGUGACACUCGACGACUUGCGUUGGCAGGACCCCCUCAGCCAGCGUAGAUAUCCAUGCCGCUGUGAGGAGGACUCACUCAACCUGUGUACAAGUUCAGCCCUUCCGUGUCUCUUCACUUUUCGCCAUGGGGGGAGCUGUGAGCGCCGGGGAGGACAACGAUGACCUCAUCGACAACCUAAAGGAGGCUCAGUACAUCCGCACAGAGAAGGUCGAGCAGGCCUUCCGAGCCAUAGACCGAGGCGACUACUAUCUGGACGGUUAUCGGGACAGUGCCUACAAAGACUUGGCGUGGAAGCAUGGAAACAUUCACCUGUCUGCUCCCUGUAUAUACUCUGAAGUAAUGGAGGCCCUCAAACUGCAGCCAGGCCUUUCCUUCCUUAAUCUGGGCAGCGGAACCGGUUACCUGAGCACAAUGGUUGGGCUCAUCAUAGGCCCCUACGGUGUGAACCAUGGAGUUGAGCUCCACAAGGAUGUGGUCGAGUACGCCAGACAGAAACUUGAUGAAUUCAUUAAGAAUAGUGACAGUUUUGAUAAGUUUGAAUUCUGUGAACCUGCCUUCGUGGUGGGGAAUUGCCUUGAAAUCUCAACAGACAGCCAUCAAUAUGAUCGCAUUUAUUGUGGUGCUGGAGUGCAGAAGGACCAUGAAAAUUACAUGAAAGUACUGCUCAAAAUUGGAGGCAUACUGGUGAUGCCUAUAGAGGAUCAGCUGACCCAGAUAACCAGAACUGGUCAGAGCACGUGGGAUAGCAGGAACAUCUUGGCGGUGUCCUUUGCCCCCUUGGUCCAGCAGAGCCGAGGAGAAGGAGAGAAGCCUGACACUGUCCAGCUGCCCCCAGUGACCGUCCGCAGCCUACAGGACCUAUCACGCAUUUACAUUCGCCGCACUCUCCGAAACCUGACGAAUCAGGACAGUCAGGGGAAGGGCACGGUUCAGAGGGUUCCCCACAAGCGCAAAAGGAGGCGCUGUCGACGGCGGCGCAUCAACACCUACGUUUUUGUGGGCAAUCAGCUCAUACCCCAAAUGGUGGAGAGUGAAGAGGAGGAACACGCUGAGGAGGAACAGAAGGAGGCGGCGGCAGAGGAGGAGGAGGAAAGAGACAUUGGUGACAUUGAAAUCAUCAAGCAAGUGAAUGAGCUGAGAGAACAAAUACUGGCUCUGCCUCUGCCGGAGUCACUGAAAGCGUACUUGCUGUAUUACAGAGAGAAAUGACUGAUCUACUCGAUGUCCAUCCUUAAUGAGUGCUCUGCCUGCUGAAAUCCUGUUUUCUUCACCCUUUUUUCAGUUCAAUGUAGCAUUAUUAUCACUUAAUCUCAAAGGCAACACUGUAUUGGAACAAGAUGACAUAAUGUCAGAUAAUAAUGUUUUGAUUUUCAUGGGUGUUCGUUUCUCUUGACAUUUUCGUUUUUGAUCUGUACAUAAAAAUAUGUAAAAAGUAUCCUAAAUGGACAUUCAAUUUCAGGAAACGGUUUUGAGAUACAGAUUUUAUCAAAUCAGGAUGUCUGCUGAUAUAUGCAGAUAAAAACUCUUUAAAUGACAAAAAAAAAAUUCUGUUCUUAUGGUUUUGUUAAAAUAUGAUCAUGAAAUGAAAACUUCACUGCACCUUUUGUAGAAGCUUUAACCUGCUGUCACUAUAUGGGGAUUUAAUUAUACAGAAAUGUGCUGAAUUGCAAAUAAGGCCACAUCUGAUCCCAUUUUCCAACUACAGAUUAAGAACUUCUUGCAUAUUCUUGAAUGGAGGGAGAAAUAAUUGUCUUGAUGCAUUUUAUACCUUCCUGCUAACAAAAAAAAAUAUAUCUCUGAAAAGAUGAAAUUGGUUCAUAUAUAUAUUUUCUACAGGGCACAUUUUAAUGUGAAGUUUUCUAAAGCAUGCUUACAUUCUUGUGGGUUCUCACUGCGAAAAGCUGACAUGUUAUUUGAUGCAAUGUAAGUUCUCUAUUGUCUUUUCUCAAGGAUGCAUUUAAAUAAUAUAUCAGAGGUUUAGCAUGGUAAGGAAAUGAGCUACAGAUGUUUAUGGACAGUUUCAGAAAGGAAGAUGUUUAAUCAAUAUUGAUUAUAUUAUAUAUAUCUCAGGUGUUUCAAGGCACCGUUUCACAUGUUCUGACUGAUCGCUGGAGGUGAUGUCCCAAGUGAUCAAGUUUAGGAAUAUGUCUUUUAAAAAAUUUUAAAAAAUCAUAGGAAUUUAAAGGGCAUUUAUCAUAAUUUAUUUUUUCCCCUUUUCAAUUAUGCUAAGGAUUGUAGCUCUGAAUAAUUAUAUUAAAUUCUAUGACUAAAUAUGAAAAUAAAUUACACAAAAAAGCAAAACGUACACAAAAAACAGCAAGCAUCAUGCAGCACAGAAUGCAGCCACAAGUUUGAUUGAUCUCGUGUUUGUAAAACUACCUUUAACAAAAUAAAAUAAUUCUAUAAUUAAGAAUGUUGGCAGCAGUUAGUUUUAAAAAAAAGAAUUAAUUCUGCUCCACUUCUGACCAGCAUUGUCACUCUUAUACUCUCUUCCUUCCAGCAAACUAGCUUAUUUUAUAUUGGUGAGCCAUGCAGUGAAUGUGCAAGUCUGCCUUUUCUUCACACAAGUAGUCUGGGUUUUACUUGUGAUGGUUUUAGCGCACCAUAGUGAUGCAGCUGUUGAAAUGUUAUACUGAGGAUGUCUGUCAUGUUAACUCUAGAAAACCACCAGCAUUUAGUUUUCACAUGCCAUUUUAACCAUAAAAAGUCACGUCAAGCUAAUGUUACCCAGGUAGUGAAUGGAGAGGAAGUUAAAAUAGUAAUGCACAAUCACAUUGCGGCUGCAGUUUGGCUCAGAAACUGGAUGAACAUCCUGAAGAAUUGUUUGGAGACAACAUUUUUGUUUUGUACACUUACAAAGUAAAGAGUGUUUAAAAAAAAACAGUUCUCACUUGAAAACUUCUCUCUCAGCUACUUCUUAAUAGUCUGGCUGUUCACUGCCUGCUCAAGCUGCAUUAUUACCCAUAGAUGAACUUCGUAGCAAAAGUGCUCAAUUCAUCUUUUUGUUGUGCUACCAAUCGGUGGUUAGAUAUUCAACCUAUUCCCAUUAAAAUGUUGGAAUUUUUAUGCAGGAAGCAUUUCAUGUUUACUGUACCACUAUACUUGAUCAGGCACUGCAGAUGCAGGUGAUGUGCCGUCAUCCUUAUAAUGUACUCACUUCCGGUUUUACAGAGACACAGCUACAAAAAAAUGCUUUAUAAAUACGGGUUAGUUUUGGAAAACAAUGUAAAAGUUGAUUAGGAUUCAUUUUUGUUUCAUGCUGUUGAUAGCUUUUUUUUCUUCCUUCUUUUGUUUGCUCUAUGAUAUUUGCCCUUUAAAAUGAUUAUUUGGUUCCAUGGCCUUGAGGCAAAUUUAAUUCUGUACAGUGCUGAUGUUUUCUUUCCCCCUUAAUUUUUAUGUUCUUAAUCAAAAACAAUGCAAAAUCACAAUUGUUCAAGAUUUUGAUGCCUUUUGUAUCCUGGACUACAGUUAUGUCCAACAAAGCACCUUAAUCUGCAGUCCUCAAGUAAAGAAAAUAUAAAAAAAGGUACUACUCUUGGCUAUAAUUGGUGACUGGACUCAUUGUAAUGUAAAUUCACCUUUAAUUACAAGGCACCCCAAGUACUUCUCUAAUAGCGGUGGCUUUUAAGUGCCAAUGUACCCCUGCAUCAUGUUAGGAUUUCUGUGAGCUUCCUGGCACAGUAAAUUAUCUAAACAUAGGUGUUUUUGUACAAAAAAGAAAAAACAUUCCACAUUGAAAAACAGAACGGCGCCAGCUGGACAUUUAUAGGUUUUCUUUAUGCUUCACUGUCACACAGUUGGACAGUCUCUUCAUCUUUCUUUGAAUGAACCUUUCGUAUUCAAAAAAACUAAGUUGAAUGUUGUUGAUAUGAAUUUUCUUCAAUAUAAAAGUGAUAUAAGCAGUAUAUAUUGUUCUCAUAAGAUUUUUUUUUUCCAUCUAGUUUAAUUUGCAGUUGACUUGUCGUAGAACACCCCCUUUUGCUGUACUGUAUCUUCACACUGGGAACUCCACUGCUGUCUGCUACGUAGAAAAUAUUAGCUCUCAAUUUUAGUCUGAUGUACUGAAAAAUAUUUUUGUUUUGAAAAUGAGCUUGAUUACAUCUCUUGUAGAUCUUUUUGUGCUUGGGGAGGUGAUUUCUAUUUUCAGUAAGUUUAUUUUAAUUUGCUUAGUUUUUAAAUGUUCUUGACGGAUAGUUUUUAGUUUAACAGCACAGAUUCUUAUCUUAUAAUUACCAAUAACAACCAAACAGUCCCAUUUGAUUUGCACAGCCUCCAUUAAAAUUCACAUGACGUAUCUGAGCCGCACAACUGUUUAUAUACCAUAACCUGAAAUGUAAUUGCUAAUUAGUGAGCGACAUUGAAUGCGGUGGACCUACAGCUGAGACUCUGAGGUCGCCCCUUGCACCAAAGUUAAUGGGAUGGCUGUGAUUACAUUUAACGUGGACGAGAUUCGACUAUUAAAACUGCUCCCAGUAAAAUAAACAAGCUCAUAACUUGCUUGGCACUCUUUAUUUUGGAUUUUUUUUCCUUCUUUUUAGCCAAAUCAGUCCAGCUUCUCUUUGUUGGGGGCGAUGGGUUGAUUGUUCUCAGUGUGUGCAGUUCAUUUUGAAAAUGUGUUGUUUCAUUGUAACUGUGUGGCACAAAAAUAAAGGUCACAAUCACAA
Molecule: messenger RNA, 4937 nt
Organism: Xiphophorus couchianus (Monterrey platyfish)
Lineage: Eukaryota; Metazoa; Chordata; Actinopteri; Cyprinodontiformes; Poeciliidae
Gene: pcmtd1
Product: protein-L-isoaspartate (D-aspartate) O-methyltransferase domain containing 1
Exons: 6
Coding region: 397-1482 (361 amino acids)
Biological process (GO): protein modification process
Cellular component (GO): cytoplasm
Molecular function (GO): protein-L-isoaspartate (D-aspartate) O-methyltransferase activity
Source: RefSeq, a predicted model, not a curated record